This is a messenger RNA of Mollisia scopiformis, 1558 nucleotides long. Its product is annotated as PH domain-containing protein. Bases 356 to 1207 code for a protein of 283 amino acids. Lineage: Eukaryota; Fungi; Ascomycota; Leotiomycetes; Helotiales; Mollisiaceae. The transcript is spliced from 3 exons. The record is from RefSeq and is a predicted model, not a curated record.
CUUGGAUACUGGCACAACAGACAAUCAUCUACCGUAGCUCAAUAGCCACAAUCAAGCUUGAAACCAAGAGUGAAUGCCCAGACUUCUGUGAAUACAAAAGGAGACACCCCUCUUUCUCUCUCCAUUUAUUUUCUUCAACUUUUACCAUUCGAAAGCCAAGAAUAGCAGAUAGGCGCCGCGACUGUUUCACUUGGAGGCAUCGCCUACCACUCAAAGCUGAAUUGAAAAGCGCAUACCAAGCAAACGCAUUUGCCGCCAUCACCUGGAAUUUAAUUUUCUGGGCUAUUCUUACUAUUAAAGGUCCUGUUCCCACGUCUUUCGAGGUCAAUCAGGUCAAUCAACAACAUCAUACAUCAUGACGAGCGUCAUAGCAAAGUACAUCAGCAAGAGGGUUCUGGGAGAAUCUCUCCAGAAUAAUUUUGGUAAAGAGGACCCAUACUUCGAAACUGUACCCGCAACAAGACUAGAUGGUCGACCUUCGAGCAAGGGAAAGAAGAGGCGGAAGGCUUUACCUCCAGGAAUAUCAGAACACGAUGCAAAGAUUCUCACGAAAGUCAAAAGACGAGCCUACCGCCUGGACAUGAGUCUCUUCAAUUGCUGCGGAAUUAGAUUUGGAUGGAGUAGUGUUAUUGGUAUCAUCCCUGCGCACUCUUCUAGUAUUGGCGACGUCAUCGAUGCAUUCAUGGCUAUGAUGGUCUUACGAACUUGCCAACAAGUCGAAGGAGGUCUCCCUGCUGCUGUUAAGUCGAAGAUGAUGUUCAAUAUCGUCCUGGACUUUGGCAUUGGUCUCGUUCCUUUCCUCGGUGAUAUCGCAGACGCUCUCUUCCGUGCCAACACUCGAAAUGCAGUCGAACUUGAAAAGUACCUUCGUCAAAAGGGUGCUAAAGCUCUGAAAGCCCAAGGACAGAACGCACUUCCUCUUGAUCCGACCGACCCUGACGAAUUCGACCAAAUGAUGCGAGCGGAACACGGUCCACCGCCGCAAUAUACAACGGGACCGUCAAGACAAGGGACACAGGCAGGCCAUGGACGUUCGGAGCAGGCACCACCACAGCCAGCUAGACCGCAGCCAGCAGCGAACAAAGGAAGUGGUUGGUUAGGCAGGUCCAAGCAGUCAGAUGAAGAGCGCGGUCAAGGACCUUUGACCUCGUCUCCCAAUGAUGACCCUCGGAGGAACAAGUCGACUCUUCAGAAGAACAGAUAUUGAUAGUUCUGGCUCAAGAGUGAGAGGUUGACGAAAGUGUCGCUUUGCUCGUUGCCAAAGUCGCCUUUCGAUGAAAUUGCUUGUAUUCUUGUCUUGUAUUGGUGUCUCGGCUUUUUGCGACGGUCUCAUUAAGGAGAUACCCAUACGAUAGAUCAAUGCUACCGUAGUGUUAAACGAAGAUAAUAAGAACCACAAUUAUCGGCAAGUUCAGCGGUGUAGACCAGUCUGUGACAUGGAGAGCUCGUACUUACCUUACGAGAGAUGUAGGUCUGAGUUGUCAGACCAUUUCACCUACAUGCAAUUCCUAAACCAUAAGAGUGAGUCUGAAAUUCUGUUUGAUCCUGCCAGUACCAG